CGUAGAUUCCCAGGAAAUCACUACUGUUUGAGUGUCUUCCAUAGAUCAUCGAUAACGAUGACAACUGAGAAAGCUAGAAGUAGCGCGUGGCGAAAUCUCGUCUCAUUUUGCAUUUUCGGUCUAUGUAACAACUUUGCAUAUAUCGUUAUGCUUAGUGCUGCACAGGAUAUUCUCAAGAAAAAUGAGCAUGAAAGUUAUGUUAUAGAAAAUGCAACAGAAGUCACAUGUGUGCCCAAAAUCACAACACGAAUCUGCUCACCAACAUCUACAGGCGUUGUUCUUUUAUGCAAUAUCAUACCAUGUCUUCUUAUCAAGCUUCUAUGUCCGUUUAUAAUGCAUCGGGUGCCAUACUGGCUUCGGCACAGCACAGUAUGUUUCACCCAAGCAUCAUCACUGAUAAUCACAGCUUUCGCCGACUCAGUGCCUUUAGCACUGGUGGGAGUAUGCUUAGCUUCAUUUUCCAGUGGCCUGGGUGAAACCACCUACCUCGGAUUAGCAGGGCACUACUCAAAACAAACAAUUGCUACCUGGUCAUCUGGCACCGGAAUGGCAGGCUUGGUUGGGUCAUUCUCUUACGCAGGGCUAACAGAUCGUCAUCUUCUAGGAUUGACACCAGCACAAGCAAUGCUUGUCAUGCUUGUGGUACCAGCGUUAUUUAUGUUCACUUACUUCAUGCUGUUAGAGCAUACUGAUAUGAUGAAACAAGUGAGCUUUAGAAAAUCGAAAUCGGGUAAGUCUAUCGACCUUGGAAAGAACAAUAAGAGCUCAGCAGAAGGAUCGCUGAAGACAUCAUCGUCAACCUCAUCAGCUGUGACCUUGACUACUCCGAUGACAUUUGCUGAGCGGAUUGCUUUAGCAAAGUGUCUUCUCCGCUAUAUGAUUCCCCUUUUUCUCGUAUACUUUGCCGAAUACCUCAUCAACCAAGGCCUGCUUGAACUCAUAAUAUUCGAUUGCUCUCAUGGAUUUGGCACCACGCCCGCAGCACAGUAUCGCUGGUAUCAGGUUCUGUACCAAAUCGGCGUGUUUGUCUCGCGCUCGUCCAUCAACUUUAUCCAGCUCAACAUGCUGCUUAUUGCGAUGAUGCCUGGACUUCAGCUCCUCAACACAGUAUUAUUCCUGUUCAACGCUAUCUAUGCUUUCCUGCCAAAUUUCGCAGUUGUUGCUGGUCUAGUGCUCUAUGAAGGUUUGAUCGGCGGCGGAUCCUACGUAAACACUUUCCAUCACAUCCAUAAAAAGGUGGAACCAACAAUACGUGAAUUUGCACUGUCGACGGUAUCACUGGCCGAUUCUUUCGGAAUCAUGUUGGCAGCAUUUGCUGCAAUUCCAGUCCACAAUGCCAUUUGCGCAAUGCAGUGGUAUAGAUGAAGAAUGUUCUGUAUUUUGAUUUGGAAGCGGGUAAAGGCCAAUUUCUGGCUGCGUAGGGCUAAGCUCUGAGUGGAUUCUUCAUAUGUAUCUAGGUUUUGAAGCUGUAAACUGAGUUUGUAAAUUGUCAAAUUGUGUGUAGAAUAGAUUUUGAGGCCCUUAACUAUUGCCUGCCAGUACACAUUCAUUAUUACUUCUCCACCAUAUCAGUUUGCAAUCCAACAGGCUGGGGUAAUCUCAGUACCUAUGUCAAGUUUUGCGCAAAAAUUGUGAUGUUUUCAUCACGCAAAUUUUGCUUUGGUAGAAAUUCGCCGCGAUUUUUUGUAAAAGUAUCAGAAAACGUCCUUGGAGAGAUAUGUAAAUUCUAUUUAUCUUUGUUAGCAAGUGAAUCUGAGAAAAUAGGUACUUUGGUGAAUGCAGAACAACUGAAGUGAGCAAUUAUUAAUCGGUGAACAAUGUAUCUGAAAAUAUGGUAAUGCCAAGAUGAACGAUAGCUGUAAAUAAGUAUAAUGUACA
Molecule: messenger RNA, 1878 nt
Organism: Cylicocyclus nassatus
Lineage: Eukaryota; Metazoa; Nematoda; Chromadorea; Rhabditida; Strongylidae
Source: the annotation of a GenBank genome assembly